Gracilinanus agilis (Agile Gracile Mouse Opossum) is the source of this 1827-nucleotide messenger RNA. RefSeq names its product F-box protein 31 (gene FBXO31). Gene Ontology annotation, molecular function: protein binding. NCBI's taxonomy places the organism in Eukaryota, Metazoa, Chordata, Mammalia, Didelphimorphia, Didelphidae. The record is from RefSeq and is a predicted model, not a curated record. The coding region runs from base 1 to 1827 and encodes 608 amino acids. The transcript has 10 exons.
AUGGCGGUGUGUGCCCGGCUCUGUGGGGUGGGUCAGGCCCGAGGCUGCCGGCGGCGGCAGCAGCGCAAGGGCCCAGCUGAGGCAGCGGGGGCGGCGGCCGAGAGCGAGCCCGACACAGACCCAGAGGAAGAGAGGAUCGAAGGUGCCCCGGUCAUGGCGAGGCCGGUAGGGGCCUGUGGGACCGCGGGGCACGGAGGCGCUGGGGAUCCGGGGGCGGGUCUGGCGGCUGGGGGCGCUGGGGGCCCGGUUUCCACCUGCCCACAGCCCCCGCAGCCACCAGCGCGCUGCUCACUCCUCGAGCUGCCUCCUGAGCUCCUGGUGGAGAUCUUUGCCUCCCUGCCCGGCACCGACCUGCCUAGCCUGGCCCAGGUCUGCACCAAGUUCCGGCGCAUCCUCAACACGGACACCAUCUGGAGGAGGCGCUGCCGGGAGGAGUAUGGUGUAUGUGAAAAUUUACGGAAGCUAGAGAUUACUGGUGUGUCCUGUCGAGAUGUCUAUGCCAAGCGUAUAAACCCACGAGUGAAGUCGGGACGUUUUAUGAAAAUUCUUCCCGAUUACGAGCACAUGGAGUACAGAGAUGUUUACACCUGCCUGCUUCACCGAUAUAGACAUAUUUUGGGAUUGUGGCAACCAGAUAUUGGGCCUUAUGGAGGGCUGUUGAAUGUUGUGGUAGAUGGUUUAUUUAUCAUUGGCUGGAUGUAUCUGCCUCCCCAUGACCCCCAUGUUGAUGACCCCAUGAGAUUUAAACCUCUAUUUAGGAUUCACUUAAUGGAAAGAAAGUCUGCAACUGUUGAGUGUAUGUAUGGCCACAAAGGGCCCCAUAAUGGCCAUAUUCAGAUCGUGAAGAAGGAUGAAUUUUCUACAAAGUGCAACCAGACAGAUCAUCAUAGGAUGUCUGGUGGGAGGCAAGAGGAAUUCCGAACAUGGCUGAGAGAAGAAUGGGGACGGACCUUGGAAGACAUUUUCCAUGAGCAUAUGCAAGAGCUCAUCUUGAUGAAGUUCAUUUAUACUAGUCAAUAUGACAAUUGUCUGACAUAUAGACGGAUCUACCUCCCCCCUACAAGACCGGAUGAUCUCAUCAAGCCAGGCCUCUUCAAGGGAACUUAUGGGAGUCACGGCUUGGAGAUCGUCAUGCUGAGCUUCCACGGGAAAUGUGCCAAAGGGACAAAGAUCACGGGAGACCCCAAUAUCCCUGCUGGCCAGCAGACGGUGGAGAUCGACCUCAUGCACCGCAUCCAGCUGCCCGACGUGGAGAACCUGCGGAACUUCAACGAGCUCUCCCGGAUCAUCCUGGAGGUGCGCGAGCAGGUCCGCCAGGAGCAGCAGCAGCAGCAGCAGGAGGGCCCGGAGGCCGGGCCGGGCCGGGCCCCUCCGAGCGCCAGGGAGGCUCUGCCGGAGCCCCCCUACCAGAAGCCGGAGCAGCCGGCCCCGGCGGCCUCCUGGGGAGCCGAAGGAGGAGGCGGGACCGAGAAGGGGCUGGAGGCCUCGGGGGACGGGCCGCCUGCAGCCCCGGAGCCGGCGCCGUCGGAGGGGGGGCAGCCCUUCGUGCUCCCGGCCGGGGUGAUCUCCAGAAACGAGGACUAUCCUCGGACCUGUCGGAUGUGUUUCUAUGGCACAGGCCUCAUAGCAGGACAUGGCUUCACCAGUCCGGAGCGGACUCCAGGUGUCUUCAUCCUGUUUGACGAGGAUCGCUUUGGGUUCAUCUGGCUGGAACUGAAGUCGUUCAGCCUCUACAGCAGGAUCAAGGCCACGUUCCAGAACGCUGAGCCCCCUUCCCCUGAGGCUUUUGAUGAAAUGCUCAAGAAUAUUCAGGCGUUGACAACUUGA